Papilio machaon (common yellow swallowtail) is the source of this 836-nucleotide messenger RNA. Its product is annotated as 26S proteasome non-ATPase regulatory subunit 9. The coding region runs from base 59 to 715 and encodes 218 amino acids. The transcript has 3 exons. Gene Ontology annotation, biological process: proteasome regulatory particle assembly. Gene Ontology annotation, molecular function: protein binding. NCBI's taxonomy places the organism in Eukaryota, Metazoa, Arthropoda, Insecta, Lepidoptera, Papilionidae. The record is from RefSeq and is a predicted model, not a curated record. Gene Ontology annotation, cellular component: cytoplasm; nucleus.
CCGAUUUACUUGUAUUUUAUACAUAAAGUUCAUAAAAAACUAAAAAGUAAGUAAUAAAAUGGUUGGCAUUAAUAUGAAUGGCCCAUCACGAGAACGAGUAAUGAAACUUAUUGAAGAGAAAGAUAGAAUCGAAAGAGAAAUUCAGGAACAAUCAGCUAUCCUUUUGACGAAUAAUGUUGGUAUGCACGAUUCUCUGGUGGACAGUGAUGGAUAUCCGCGUAACGACAUUGAUGUGUACAAAGUGAGACACGCACGGCAUCAAAUCAUAUGUUUACAAAAUGAUCACAAGGCAAUUAUGAAGAAGAUAGAAGAGGGUCUAUUUGAAGUGCAUUCCGAGUUUCGCGGCUCAAGUAACACUGGUACUUCACAGCAAGCUACCUCUGCGCCGUACACUAAUGGACAUGCCAUGAACAAUGUUAGCAGACCUGUGUCUGAAGAUCGGUGUUUUGCUAUUGUUGGAUUUGUCCAUGAUGGUUCUCCCGCUGAUCUUGCGGGUUUAUUACAAAAUGACAAAAUCCUUCAGUUUGGAUCAAUCAACCAUUGUAACUUCUCCGAUGUCACACAAGUGCAUCAGAUUGUGUCACAUUCCGUGGGUCAGAGGAUAGAGGUCAGGGUAAAGAGGGACCAGAAUGUCAUAUCCCUCACUGUGGUGCCAAGACCUUGGGCACACCCAGGUCUUCUUGGCUGCCAGAUCAGACGGUAUAUGGAGACAUAAGUUUUAUUAACUCAGAAUUGCUACCACAUUGUGUUACGCAAUAUUUAUUUACAGGAAUAUGAUGGAGAUCUGAAAAGUCAUUUCUGUAAUAUUCAGUUUGUUUUUUUUUAAGUUGAAAUGU